This is a messenger RNA of Cyphellophora attinorum, 1953 nucleotides long. Its product is annotated as Alpha-L-arabinofuranosidase A. Gene Ontology annotation, biological process: L-arabinose metabolic process. The record is from RefSeq and is a predicted model, not a curated record. The transcript is spliced from 2 exons. NCBI's taxonomy places the organism in Eukaryota, Fungi, Ascomycota, Eurotiomycetes, Chaetothyriales, Cyphellophoraceae. The coding region runs from base 1 to 1953 and encodes 650 amino acids. Gene Ontology annotation, molecular function: alpha-L-arabinofuranosidase activity.
AUGCGAUUCUCCAGCACCCUAAUAACUCUGGCCAGCGUGCCGUACGUAUUGUCAUUCCCGAAUGCAAAGCGGCAGACAGACGAACCCCAGCAGACCGACCUGUCUGGCCAAGAGAGAAUCAACUAUACCUACUUCGAGGGACAUGGUGAUGCACCUGUGGCCAUCGAUUUGAAUCUCGACGCAGAUGGCCGGAAUGAGACCGCCCCCUUACUCUACGGCUGGAUGUUCGAGGACAUCAGUCACAGCGGCGAUGGCGGCAUCUACGCAGAAGCGAUCCAGAACAGGGCGUUCCAGGGCUCGACCCGCGACAACCCAGGCUUACCUUUCGGUCCAUCGCUCGAUGGCUACUACCCCGUCGGCAACGUGACGCUGAGGCUCAGUCGAAUGCAACCACUGUCAGAAGCCCUGCCAGUGGUGAUGGAAAUGGAAAUCGGCGGUCUGGCCGAAGGCGAGGUCGGCUUCUUCAACGAAGGCUGGUGGGGCAUCAAUGUCGAACCCGGCACCUACAAUGUCUCGUUCUACGCAAAAGGUAACGGCGCACGCAUGAAUGGCACCCUCUCGAGCGUCAACGUCUCCCUCCGCUCAAACCUGACCGACGACACCUGGGCCGAACAAACCAUCGAAAUGACUGAGGACAAGAACAUCUCCUACUUCUCCUGGACGCAAUUCGAAACCCAGCUCGUAGUCGAAGAAUCCGCCCCGAACUCCAACAACUCCUUUUACCUAACCUUCAACGCGUCCGAAGUCGCCGGCGACGUCUUCUACUUCUCCCUCAUCUCUCUCUUCCCCGAAACCUACAAGAACCGCCCGAACGGCAUCCGUCGAGACCUCGGCCAAAUUGUCGAAGACUUGGGAACGACCUUCUUCCGCUUCCCCGGGGGCAACAACCUCGAAGGCGAGUCCAUCGAUCAGCGCUGGAAAUGGGACAAGACUCUCGGUCCCUUGAUCGACCGCGCAGGCCGUGUGGGCAAUUGGGGUUACUACAAUACCGACGGCCUCGGGCUGAUGGAGUACCUCCUCUUCUGCGAGGAUGUCGGCAUGGAGCCUGUUCUGGGCGUGUACUCGGGGUACUCCCUUGACAACUAUGGCGCGGGGGACACGAGUUUCCCGGAAGACGCAAUGAGGCCUGUCCUUGAGGACAUUCUGAACGAGUUGGAGUUCAUCACGGGGAAUACGUCGACGUACUGGGGAAAUUAUCGUGCCGAGCUUGGGCAUCCGGAGCCGUUUGAGUUGAAUUUCGUCGAGAUCGGGAACGAGGACUGGUUCUCACCGUCUUCUUACAAUUACCGCUUUCCCUAUCUGUACUCCGGCAUCAAAGACGCCUAUCCCAACCUGACCCUCAUCGCCUCUGCAUACAACGAGCGCGACUACAACCUCACCUUGCCGCCCGGCGUCAUCUGGGACACGCAUCACUACGAGCUGCCUAGUUACUUUUUGCAGAACUUCGACUUUUACGAUAACUGGAGGGAAGAGACAAAUAAUUCCGAUGUGGGCGUCUUCAUCGGCGAAUACUCCGUCUUCCAAAUCGACAGCACACUCCCCGAGCUAAACUUCUCCCGCCCGCCACCAAUUGAGCAUGUCUCCUCUCCACGCCUCCUCUCCAUCAUCGGCGAAGGUGUAUACCUGCUAGGAGCGGAACGGAAUCCGGACGUGGUCAGGAUGGCCGGUUACGCACCCAGCUUCUGCAAUCUAAAUAGUGUCCAAUGGGAUCCUGACCUGGUUGAUUUCACUGCGAAUUACAACGAAACUGUGCGCAGCACCUCAUACUUCUUGCAGCAACUCUUCGCCCAUUCUAGAGGCACCCACACUUUGCCGGUGACGAACUCGGAGGGCGAAUUCAACCCACUCUGGUGGAGCGCGACUAUUGAUGAGGACGUCAAUGCUGUGUAUGUUAAGGUCAUUAACAGCGGCAAUGCCACCGUUGACUUUUCCGUCAAUGUUGGCGCGGAAUAG